UGUGGGGGAAGGAGGAGUCAGAUAAGGGGCAGGGUAUGGCAGAGCCAGUCCCUCUCUGUGCCUGUUGGGUAUGUUCCUCUGUUUCAUCUCAUAUAAGAGAAACCAAAGCGUGACAUACCUAAAGAGAAUUUGCAGACCCUUCACAUUUGGCACAACUAUUUUCUUUUCCCCAAUUUAAUAAUAUUAUUUUUUAUUAUCAUUAUUAUUAUUAUCAUCAUCAUCGUACUCUCUUCCACCCCUCCAUUACAAACAAUGCCUGGAAGUUUAGAACCCUUGGAUUUGGAGGUUCACAUACCCUACCACUUCAGAUGCCCAAUCUCGCUGGAACUCAUGAGAGACCCAGUCACCGUCUGCACCGGUCAGACCUACGACCGACCCAGCAUCGAGUCCUGGGUUACCGCCGGUAACACAACCUGUCCCGUCACACGUGCCACUCUCACCGACUUCACCCUAAUCCCCAACCACACCCUCCGCCGCCUAAUCCAGGACUGGUGCGUUGCUAACCGCGCUUUCGGUGUCGAGCGAAUCCCCACUCCCAAACAGCCCGCAGACCCGGCCCUGGUUCGCUCCCUUCUCAACCAAACAUCCUCCGAAUCCGCUCCAACUCACCUUCGUCUCUCCUCUCUCCGACGACUCAGACAACUUGCGCGCGACUCCGACAAGAACCGCUCCCUCAUUUCCUCUCACAACGUCCGCCAGAUCCUUCUCCCUAUCAUUUUCAGCGGUGCGGACGAGUUGAAGCACGAGUCGCUCGCCCUACUCGUUUUGUUCCCGCUCGCCGAGUCCGAUUGCGCCGCUCUCGCAUCCGACUCCGACAAGGUUAGUUAUCUCUCGCGGUUGCUCUCGCACAGCUCGCUUGAAGUCCGAGUCAACUCGGCCGCGUUGAUUGAGAUCGUCGUCGCCGGGACGCACUCGCCGGAGCUCCGUGCACAGGUGAGCGAUGUUGACGAAAUCUAUGACGGAGUCGUGGACCUGCUCCGCAGCCCGAUCUCGUACCCGCGCGCGCUCAAGAUCGGGAUCAAGGCUUUGUUCGCGCUGUGCUUGGUGAAGCAGACACGGCACAAGGCGGUGGCCGCUGGUGCACCAGCGGUUCUCGUUGAUAGGCUCGCGGACUUCGAGAAAUGCGACGCGGAGAGGGCGCUCGCCACGGUGGAGCUCCUCUGCAGGAUUCCCACGGGAUGUGCCGCGUUCGCUAGCCAUGCACUGACGGUGCCGAUGCUGGUGAAGAUAAUACUGAAGAUAUCGGACCGCGCGACGGAGUACGCAGCCGGAGCGUUGCUGUCGUUGUGCUCCGAAUCGGAGCGGUGCCAGAGAGAGGCGGUGACGGCGGGGGUGUUGACCCAGCUUCUACUUCUGGUGCAGAGCGAUUGCACGGAGAGAGCUAAGAGGAAGGCCCAGAUGUUGCUGAAGCUUCUUCGGGAUUCGUGGCCGCAGGAUUGCAUCGGAAAUUCUGACGAUUUUGCAUGCAGCCAGGUUGUUGUGGUUCCCUUCUGACAAUUUUUAAUUUUGCUAUUGUAAUAAUCUCCAUAAUUUUAGUGAAGAAAAAGGAAAAUUAGAUUUGAAGAUAAGAAAAAUGGACAAAGUUUGUGAAGUCUGAAGCUUAAUUAAUUAGUCUUUUUGUCUAGAUUGGUAAAUAAAUAGAGUUGUAAUUCUGUAUUUAAUUAUUUUUCUUCUCUUUGUUUUGUAUGUAAGGAUUAUUGUGAUGAACGAAAGCACAAUGUUUGCUUCGUCAGAGUUUGUAAUUUUUUAAGAUGAAAAAUAUCAAAAUAGAGCUAACUUUCUGUUUUCUCUUUUUUUUUUCUCCUUUUUUCUCCCUUUCUUUGUUUCAACUUUCUAGUUAUGUAGUAUAUGUUCAGGAAUUUAAUCGUGAUCGAAAUUGUUGGUUAUUAGAAUGGGUGAAUAUGCUUUACAUGUGGGAACCUUGUGGAUUAUUGGGGGAAAGGAAACAUUCACUGCCAUUGGGUGAAGUACACGUUUCUGUUAGCUCCAUAGGCAGAAGUCUUUUUGACUUCCGAGGAACGUCAUUUUGAAUAAUCAUUAUGUUGGGGACUCUUCUCCAUGGCUGCUACUGCUCACCAAAGAAGAAAAAUGUAGCUUUAUCUUCUUUUUUGUGAAUAUACACUUUUUCUGUGUGUGAAUAGAUGUAGCUUUUUCUUAA
Vigna unguiculata (cowpea) is the source of this 2158-nucleotide messenger RNA. Its product is annotated as U-box domain-containing protein 26-like. The record is from RefSeq and is a predicted model, not a curated record. Lineage: Eukaryota; Viridiplantae; Streptophyta; Magnoliopsida; Fabales; Fabaceae.